Molecule: messenger RNA, 1035 nt
Organism: Colletotrichum lupini
Lineage: Eukaryota; Fungi; Ascomycota; Sordariomycetes; Glomerellales; Glomerellaceae
Exons: 5
Coding region: 1-1035 (344 amino acids)
Source: RefSeq, a predicted model, not a curated record
AUGGAUAGCACCUAUCUCGCUACUAUCCUUUCUCCCCUCAGGUUCCGUUUCGCCUCUUCCGCUCUCCGUUCCUCCGUCAAGGUCCAAAAAUCAGCGACUAAGCGCCUCGCGAUCCCGUCACUGACGCCCGCCAAAGUGUCACAAGACCGAAAAAGCCUCAUCUUUACACUGGUCUCAUCAAUUCACCACAACCAUGGCCGAAGAUCCCAAAACGAUAAGCCAGUCACCGAGCAUGACAUCCCGUCUUGGAUGAAGAUCAGGGAAAGCGAUCCCGCCAACGUCACGCCUUCGUCCGCUGCCAUUCAGAAACACCAAGCUUUACCAGAUGACACUUCGCUGCGCAAAUCUCCUUCAACCAUGAUCAAAUGCAUCCAGGAAACUGCUGCCUCAUUUCUUCCCCACGUCGAACGCAGCAAUUCCAUCAAGGAAUUCGCGGCCAAGGCACAUCAAGACUCAUCGAACCAGAAAGAGCAACCACUGCAAGGUGGCCCUAGAUGCCUCAAUGAGACCUACUCGAAAAGGAUCGAAACGACCAUCCUUCGCAUUGACUACGUCGAGAUACUAGUCGACUUCCUCGUUUCUCUACUCGACUUGGAGAAGUGGCACCUCGUCAUUGGCGAAUUGUGGUUCUGUGCAAAGCCUUCGGGUGAUGUCAAGUUUACCGAAGAGAAUCUUACUGGCAUCGGAGGAGACGACAGCGGUGUCUAUCACAUCCACUCAUCAGACCCGCACACCGAGACGUUGUGGUCGAUGGCACUGACAAUGGCCAUUGAAAUCAAGAUACCCACACUAUGCGGACCUGGGCCACCUUCAACGCUUGCUUGCCCGUGUGAGGGCCGAAUCGAUAACAGAGACAAUAACAAGAGCAUCCUGAAGAUUACGGGGGCGAUCUGUGAGAUCGGCACGACAGAAGUGGCAUUACGCGACACAAAUCUCUUCACCAAGCAUCUGGAGGGAAACAUCAGACUCUUCGUUCAAAAGGUCGAGUCGCGUUCUAAAGGAAAGAAACUGCCGCCGGCGGGCCACUGGACAUAG